CACAGACACUCCGCAGCUGACAGCCUCUCCCUGCGAGCCUGCCCUGGAUGUGUUCAAAGCUCCCGGACUGUUGGGCAAAAACAAACCAAAACCCCAAACAUGACGACUCUGGAUCCGCUGAAAUCCGUCAUAUCCAUCGAAAAUGUGGACGACACGUCGCUGGCUGUGCCGUCCCUGAACCAGUACCGAUCAGGACAACAGCGCGUCCUGGACCAAGUGCAGAGUAUGAAGAGGACCAAGUCGAGAAAGUCCAGCAGCAGGAAUAGCUCCACUUCUUUAUCACCUACUAGCCCUUUGUACGACUCCGUGUUCGGGGACGCUUUGAAGUCACAGUUGAGCACAUCUAGUGGAAUUGUUUUCUUUGGAAAUGGCUCCUCUAAAGCUCUUAACCAAGAGAAAAACAUGAACCGGCAAGUUAUCAACCACUCCAAGGGACUCACUGUCAAGAGGAGCACAAUAGGUUCUACCCCGGUUUACAGCUCGGUCGGAGCCAAGGCUGUCGGUCCACCCAACACCAGCCGCAGUGAGCCUGACAGGCCCUGGCGGCACACCAUGGCAAAACACUCUGGUCCUCCACAGAGAUUGCUCUCCAAUAGGAGCACCCACAGGACAGAAAGGCCCACCAGUCAGUUUAUAACUGCCGCCACAGGCCAGCCUGUGAACGCUAUGAACGGCACAAGUAAGACCAAAACAAACAACCAGUUCAUAUGUAACCCAACUGACUCAUCCAAAGGUCUUUGGAAGCUUCCGGUCACUGAGGGCACACCCAAGAACAAAGGAGAUUCUGGGUCAAAUGGGAAUAGUGGAGUUGCGGAUAUCACUAUGCAGGAGGCUGUGGAGUGUCUUUCCAGUGACGAUGAGUCACAUCAAUACUGUGGUGCUUCCUACAUUCAGCACAACACUUUCAUUGACGACACGGCCAAAGAGAAGGUGUUAAAGCUCAAAGGGAUUCCUCCUCUGGUGAGUCUGCUGCGCAGCCCCAAUUCACAAGUCAGCCAGACGGCCUCGGCUGCCCUUCGUAACCUGUCCUUUAAAAGCGAAAAUACCAAGGAGGCGAUACAUAACAGCGGUGGCAUCACAGAGGCCGUGGCUCUGCUCAGAGAUACGAACUCUGUAGAGAUACAGAAACAACUGACAGGUCUCUUGUGGAAUUUGUCCUCUGCAGACAACCUGAAACCAGACCUGCUGAAGAACGCUUUGUCUGUCUUAAUGGAGUGUGUGAUCCUUCCUUACACAACAGGUCCUGACCGCACCAACAGUAACAGCCAAGACCCUGAGGUCUUCUUUCACGCCACCGGGUGUCUAAGAAACCUCAGCAGUGCAAAGCAAAACAACAGACAGACGAUGAGAAAAUGUCGAGGUUUGGUCGACUCUUUGGUCAGUUAUGUUAAAGACUGUGUGGAAGCAGGGAAACCGGAUGAUAAGUCUGUAGAGAACUGUGUGUGCAUCCUGCACAACCUGACCUUCCAGCUGGAGGCCGAGGCGCCGACUUUGUUCAGCAGGAUCACAGCUUUGGCCAAGACUGUCAUGAGGAGCAACAGCCAGGGUGACACCGGCCCCAUCGGCUGUUUCAGUCCCCAGAGCAAAUCUCCAGACCAAGAGCGUCACUUUGACUUCCCGGUCGUUGAGGAUCCACAGCCGAACGGAGCAGGCUGGCUGAUCCACUCCCAAACUCUGCGGAGUUACCUGACUUUGCUUGGCUCUAGCCAGAAAGAAGAAACUCAGGAGGCCUGUUGUGGAUCGCUGCAGAACCUCACUGCACAUGAAGGCAUUGUCUCCAGUGUAAUGAGCCAGACCAUUGUGCAGAAACUGAAUGGUCUGCAGGUUAUCAGUCCCCUUAUAAAGUCAAACAAAGUCAACUUACAGAGGAACAUUGUGGCUUUGGUAGGAAACUUGACCAAGAACCCAAAACUGCAUAACGCCAUAGCUCGUAAAGCCCUCCCAGAGCUGCUGGGCAUCAUCAGCAUAGGCACCAACGAAGGGAACGAGUCUGAUGACACUCUGGCCAUGGCCUGUCAGACCGCCAACUGCCUGCUAAUGAAGGAACCUGAGAUGGGCAAACACCUGUUAAACAACAGCCUGAUAAACUCACUGAACAGUCUCAGCCAAAACAAUUAUUUUCCCAAAUCCAGCAAAGCUGCAUCUCUGUUUCUCUACAACCUGUGGUCAGAAAAAGAUUUGCAAAGCUUCCUGAAAAAGCAAGGGAUGAGUAAAUCCUCAUUCGUAAAUGGCAUCACCACGACAGCACUCAAGUCGGCUCAUGUUGUCAAUUAAACGUCUUUUACCGAAGCAGCUUGCCUGCAAGUUCUCCGCACAUUCUCCGUAAACGCAUUGAGGCUGAGCAGCAUCCUUCCACAUUUCACAAAGACUUGCAGACUUUUUUUUUUUUUUUAACCAUGUAUAAGUAUAAUUCAUCCAUCAACAAAUGAUUACACAGGCCUGUAUAUGCUGUACGGUGACUUUAUUUGUAGGAAAAAAGGUGAAGGUUAAGAUAUGACGUGAUCAGCCAGACUGUCUUUGCUACAAGUUUAUUUAGUUUAGUUUUUAAUUUAGUUUUUUUAUUUUAGUUUUUUAGUUUUAUCUACUGUCAAAUGUUUUUUAAUGUAAAUGUACAUGUAUGUGCCUGCAUUAGCUUGGCUUUAUUAGAUAAUAACAGAAGGGUUAAGACUUUAAUUUGCACUGAAAUUGCUCUUUUAAUAUCAACACACUAGAUUGUAAAAUGAGUUUGACCAUGUAAAAUGAGCAUAGAUAACAUCCUGUUUUCUGUUGCUGAGGUUUAUGAGGUUUCCAUAAGAGCUUUGAUAUUGUCUUAAGCAGUGAUGAGUGUUUACAUUUUGUAAAGACAGCCCUUGUUGGUGGUGUAUCCACCUUUUUUCAUAUGUAUGUAACUUGUAAGCUUGAAUUUUCCCAAAAAGUGGCAGUAAAGCUGCAAAGGUGACAGAUACUCAAUGAAUAAACUCAACCUCUGG
This is a messenger RNA of Toxotes jaculatrix (banded archerfish), 2969 nucleotides long. It is a transcript of the gene pkp1b, whose product is annotated as plakophilin 1b. Bases 100 to 2274 code for a protein of 724 amino acids. Lineage: Eukaryota; Metazoa; Chordata; Actinopteri; Toxotidae. Gene Ontology annotation, molecular function: cadherin binding. Gene Ontology annotation, biological process: cell-cell junction assembly; cell-cell adhesion; intermediate filament bundle assembly. The transcript has 13 exons. The record is from RefSeq and is a predicted model, not a curated record. Gene Ontology annotation, cellular component: cytoplasm; adherens junction; nucleus.